AAAACAGAACAACACAUGACUCAGCGACAACCUAGCUGACAGACUGUCCACCUAAAAAGAAUUACAAAACAAAAAAUCCCACAUGGGCCACGUCACCAAAUUGACACUAAAUAAAAUAAACAAAACCAAAAUAAUAAUAAAAUAAUAAAGCAAUUCCCAUACAGGGAGGCCUGCCUUAUUCUUCUCUUGCUGGCCUCUCCUCACCAGUCACAAGUCACCACCAAAACCUCUGUAUAUAUAAACCAAACUCUCUCUUCCCCCUCCUCACAUUCUCUGCUUCUCUCUCUCUCUCUCUCUCUCUCUCUCUCUCUCUCUCAAUUGGGUUCUGCUUAAUUUUCUCUGUUUUUUUUCCUCAUUAAAAAAGAAAAAGAAAAUGGCACUUUGCUUUGGUUAUUCAAAAGCCAUUUUCAGAGUUUUGUUAGUCUCUGCAAUUGUCUUCUUUGCCAUUCUAUCUCCAUCUGCUGCUGCUACUACAAAGCCCUCAGCUUCUGCUCCUUCCCCUGCCUCCACUCCUGCUCAUGCCCCUGGCCCUUCCAGUGAUGGGACUUCCAUAGACCAAGGGAUUGCAUAUGUGCUGAUGCUAGUGGCUUUGGUGCUUACAUACCUCAUUCAUCCGCUGGAUGCAUCAUCUUCCUACGCUUUCUUUUGAGUGUUGGGAUUCUUUUUUAGGUGAAUUAGAAAUGGAUGGGAUUUGAUUUGUAGACAAAUGACAAAAAAAAAAAAUUUGUUGUUGGUAUUUUUUUUCUUCUUUCCAUUAUGAUGUAUUUGACUGUGAUUGUGCAUAUAUGAAUUAGACAAAUUAAUGAAUGGCAAUGUUUGAGGCUGAUUAAGCUUCUAGUAGAUUGUUAUCAAA
Prunus persica (peach) is the source of this 853-nucleotide messenger RNA. Its product is annotated as arabinogalactan peptide 16. The transcript is spliced from 2 exons. NCBI's taxonomy places the organism in Eukaryota, Viridiplantae, Streptophyta, Magnoliopsida, Rosales, Rosaceae. The coding region runs from base 374 to 649 and encodes 91 amino acids. The record is from RefSeq and is a predicted model, not a curated record.